Messenger RNA from Telopea speciosissima, 603 nucleotides. Its product is annotated as pentatricopeptide repeat-containing protein At2g02980, chloroplastic-like. NCBI's taxonomy places the organism in Eukaryota, Viridiplantae, Streptophyta, Magnoliopsida, Proteales, Proteaceae. Bases 1 to 603 code for a protein of 200 amino acids. Gene Ontology annotation, biological process: RNA modification. The transcript has a single exon. Gene Ontology annotation, molecular function: RNA binding; protein binding. The record is from RefSeq and is a predicted model, not a curated record.
AUGAGGGUUAGUGAAAGUGUGCAAGUAGAUAACUACACUUUUCCUUCCGUUCUCAGAGCUUGUGCUAAUCUUUUAGCCAAUGAGAAAGGUAGGGAGGUUCAUGGAAUGGUUAUUAGAAUUCGGUAUGACUGGGAUAAGUUUGUACGUAGUUCGUUGCUAAAUUUCUAUACUGUUUUUGGGGAAAUUAAUGAUGCACAGCGAGUAUUUGAUGAAUCUGAGAUAAAAGAUGUUGUUCUGCGGAACACAAUUAUCAUGGGUUAUGCUCGAGCAGGGAGGUACUUGGAAGCCUUUGAGAUUUUCGAGGAGAUGAUUGGGCUGAGAGGUAUUAGACCCAAUGAAGGGGCAAUAUUGGGUUUGAUCUUGGCUUGUUUGGUCUCGAAAGAAAUUAAAUUGGGGAAAGAGAUCCAUGGUCAUGUUGUAAAAGAGAUGGGCUUUACCAUAUAUGUAAAACUAGGGGCUGCCUUAAUUGACUUCUAUGCGAAAUAUGGACAAUUGGAUGAUGCAAGGAAAUUAUUUGAAGGAAUGCCAGAAAGGAAUAUUGUAGUGUGGAACUCAAUGAUUAGUGGCUAUCUCACUAAAAGGAUCUCCACGCCAGGCAAUUGA